Molecule: messenger RNA, 216 nt
Organism: Linum trigynum
Lineage: Eukaryota; Viridiplantae; Streptophyta; Magnoliopsida; Malpighiales; Linaceae
Source: the annotation of a GenBank genome assembly
AUGUUCGGCGCCAUCGACGAGCUGUUGGAGAAGACCGGCGUGAGGGCGAAGGACAUCGGGACCGUGAUCGUAAACUGUAGCUUGUUCAAUCCGGCGCCGUCGCUGUCGGCGAUGGUGUUGAGCUUCAGAAUUUCUGUUUCUCGCCCUGAAUCGGAGGAUUCUGUUGCUAUUGUUUCUUCCAACAACAGUUUACAAACUGACUAUUUACAAACUUGA